UAAAGCAAAUUCUACACCUUUAUUCAUACUAGAAAUAAAAAUUUGAUAAAGUAGAACAUUCACUAUAAACAUCAUUCAAUUAGUAUUAACACCAUCAUGCAAAAGCUUUCAUGAACAUAUAUAUUUAUUCAUUAUCUCCUCUAAUAAUACCAAUUAACUCGAAAUAAAAAAAUAGACACUUACCAGACAAAAGCAGAGCCCAAAGAAAAAGGAGAGAGACACUUGACACCUCCAUCUUCUUCCUUGCUCUCUCUCUCUAUCUUUCUCCAACAAUCAAAUAAUGGGUUCAACAGGAAACCCUAAUCCAUGGGGUACAACAUACGAUUCAUACAGAGACUGUUCUCAAGGAGUAUGCAGUGUCUAUUGCCCUCAAUGGUGUUACGUCAUCUUCCCUCCUCCUCCUUCCUUCUAUCUCGACGACGAAGACGACUCUUCCUCCUCUGAUUUCUCUCCUCUCCUCAUCGCUCUCAUCGGAAUCCUCGCUAGCGCCUUCAUCCUCGUCAGCUACUACACUCUCAUCUCCAAAUACUGCCACCGCCGUCGCCACAACUCCUCCUCUACCUCCGCCGCAGCUAUAAACAGAAUCUCAUCAGAUUACACCUGGCAAGGAACCAACAACAACAACAACAACGGAGCUACGAAUCCGAAUCAAACGAUUGGUGGUGGUGGUGGCGAUGGACUCGAUGAAUCUCUGAUUAAAUCGAUAACUGUUUACAAAUACAGAAAGAUGGAUGGAUUUGUUGAAUCUUCAGAUUGCUCUGUUUGUUUAAGCGAGUUUCAAGAGAACGAGAGCUUGAGAUUGUUACCUAAAUGCAACCACGCGUUUCACGUUCCUUGUAUUGAUACUUGGUUGAAAUCUCACUCUAAUUGUCCUCUCUGCCGCGCCUUCAUCGUCACUUCCUCCGCCGUUGAGAUCGUCGAUUUAACCAAUCAACAGAUCGUUACGGAGAACAACUCGAUUUCGACCGGAGAUGAUUCCGUCGUUGUCGUUAACUUAGAUCUGGAAAAUUCUAGAUCUCGGAAUGAGACGGUUAAUGAAGGAUCGACGCCGAAACCACCGGAGAUGCAGGAUUCAAGAGACGGAGAAGAGCGGAGAUCGGCGUCGUUAAACUCAGGCGGCGGUGUGGUAUCGAUCGCAGAUAUACUAAGGGAGAUUGAAGACGACGAAGAAUCAGCGGGUGUAGGAACUUCUCGGUGGGUAGAAGAAGGGGAAGGAGAGAAGACGCCUCCGCCGUCAGGAUCGGCGGCGAAUCAAACAAACGGAAUUUCGAAUUUUCUGGUUCGGAGUUCAAUGGCGGCGAUGAAGAGAUCUGGUUACGAUAGAGCAAAAAAUUACCGUUUACCGAAAUAAGUUAUAAAAAAAAAAUAAAAAAAUAGGGAAUUUGAAAUUAUUUUUAAAAAUAUCAAAAAAGUGCUGAUUGGCUUUUUUAAAAAAAUCUAUAUUUUAGUUUUGGUAAUCUUAUUAUAACAAUCAGAAUCAUUGUAAACCAUUUGAGAAACAGAGCAAUCAAAGAGUUUUGAAUUUACCGCCCAAAUAUUCUUACGUAUUUUUUUUACUUAUAAUUAAUCUACAUGUUCUUUUUCUUUUCUAGUGAUGCCACUUCCUAGAAAAUACCAGUUAUGGUAAGUUUAGC
Messenger RNA from Arabidopsis thaliana (thale cress), 1634 nucleotides. RefSeq names its product RING/U-box superfamily protein. The record is from RefSeq and is marked reviewed. Gene Ontology annotation, biological process: protein ubiquitination. Bases 281 to 1351 code for a protein of 356 amino acids. The transcript has a single exon. Gene Ontology annotation, cellular component: membrane. NCBI's taxonomy places the organism in Eukaryota, Viridiplantae, Streptophyta, Magnoliopsida, Brassicales, Brassicaceae. Gene Ontology annotation, molecular function: ubiquitin protein ligase activity; transferase activity.